UCUCAACAUCAUUUUCAUGGCUUCCACUCCCCUCUCUCUCCUCUCUCUCCUCCUCCUCCUCUCUUUCUCUCUCAUCUGUGCCAAACCCCCUACUCUCCACCUCCACCUCACCACCGAUCCCACCACCACCACCACCACCGACACCCUACCCACCACUUUCUUCGAAGUAACAAAACCAAUCAAACUCCCCAACACAAAACCCUGCUCGACCCACAUCCUCCAACAUGAUUUCGCCUACACCUACGGCAGCCCACCAGUCUCCACCCCAUACUCCCCACCCUCAACCUCAAACUGCCCAUCAAACACUUUCUCCAGGAUUGUUCUCCAAUGGUCUGCAACCUGCAAAGGCCGCCAGUUUGAUCGAAUUUUCGGCGUCUGGCUCGGAGGCGUUGAGCUCCUUCGAAGCUGCACCGCAGAGCCCCGAGCCACCGGGAUCCAAUGGACAGUCAAAAAAGACAUUACUAGGUAUUACUCCUUACUUAUGACUAACCAAACACUUGAUGUUUACUUAGGAAACAUUGUUGAUACUACUUAUACUGGUGUGUACCAUGUUAAUCUUAGUUUCCACUUUUACCCCAAUAAAUUGAGUGAAAAUGGAUUAAAUUUAGGGACUUUAGAUAAUAAAUGGGCUGAUUUGAUCAUACCCAUUUCAAGAAACAUGCCAAUGAAUGAUGGGCUGUGGUUUGAAAUCGAGAAUUCGACUGAUGUGGAGGUGAAAGAGUUUAGGGUUCCACAGAAUGUGUAUCGGGCUGUUCUUGAGGUCUACGUUUCGUUUCAUGAGAACGAUGAGUUUUGGCCCACGAAUGUGGUCAAUGAAUAUGUUUUGGAUAAUAAUUUGACGGGUUACCCUGGUAACGGGCCGUUUAGGGAGGUUGUGGUGAGUUUAGAUGGUGGUGUGAUUGGUGCGGUUUGGCCGUUUACGGUGGUUUACACGGGUGGUGUUAAUCCGUUGUUGUGGAGGCCGAUUACUGGCAUUGGGUCGUUUGAUCUUCCUACGUAUGAUAUUGAGAUAACCCCGUUUUUGGGAAGUAUUUUAAACGGGAAGACUCAUGAGUUUGGGUUUAGCGUCACGAACGCGUUAAACGUUUGGUACAUUGAUGCGAAUUUACACGUGUGGUUGGACGAAAAGAGUGAGAAGACAACUGGGAAGUUAUUAACACAAAAUAUUUCGCCUCUUCAUGUUUCUUUAGUCUCGAAUUACACGGGUUUGAAUGGAACGUUCGUUACUAAGGCCACACGGUCAAUAAAGUCAACCGGGUGGGUACAAUCUUCACACGGGAAGAUAGUAACCGAAACAACACAAAAAUUCAAUUACACUAAUAUUAUGGUGAUGGCGGAAAAUGCUGAUUCCCAAAUCGUUAAUCAGAUAAUCGAGUUUAAUGAUAGCGUGUAUGCCAAAAUUCCGUCUUCUGUUGUUUCGAAAGAAUCUUUGAAAACAUUUUCUUUUUACAUACACUCUGAUACAGAGGACAAAGGAAAUGGAAGUUACGCUGAGUUGGCAGAUAUUACUUUGGGUUUUAAUGAGAAAAAGAUCGGCAAUUCGGGUUCUAAAUCUUUUACGAGUGUUCUUGAAAACGUACAAAAUGGUCAGGGUUCGAUGUUUGUGAAGGGAAACUUGGUGGUUAGUGGAUUGGGGAGUACACAACAGAUGUAUAAAUAUGGUGAUGAUGAAUUCUGCUAUUUUAGGGAUGUAAGCAGCUCGAAUUAUACGAUUAUUUACGAUAAAGAAGGCCAUACAUGCAGUAAAAGUGAAAAAUCUGGAUUCAGUUUUGUGAUUGGUAAACACUGGCCUUUCCCUGCUCGAGAUCGUCAUGCGAUUUAAAAGUAUCGCAUCGUUGUAAUCGGGCUUUUGUAUGAUUUGUAUCUUUUUUCUUUCUUUAUGUUCUAUUGUAUCAUUGAUUGUGGUUUAUUUUGUUUGUGUAUUUUAGUUUUAUGAGUAUUUUGUGAAAGUUUGAUGAGUAACGUGCAGCUUUAUCGUGGAGUUGGAUA
Molecule: messenger RNA, 1989 nt
Organism: Helianthus annuus (common sunflower)
Lineage: Eukaryota; Viridiplantae; Streptophyta; Magnoliopsida; Asterales; Asteraceae
Product: peptide-N4-(N-acetyl-beta-glucosaminyl)asparagine amidase A
Exons: 1
Coding region: 17-1822 (601 amino acids)
Cellular component (GO): vacuole
Source: RefSeq, a predicted model, not a curated record